AUUCGUUUGCCUCAUAUCCCCUGAACGGUUACGGUUGACAUUUCAGAGAUUAUUUGUUUGUAGCCUUCCGGAAUUUUUCCUUACUUGUAAUGAGCUGUUGCUGUGGUUUCGCCAUAUCUGGAGGUAUCAAAGAUGAUACUUUUGUUUAAGAAGUUAUUCAUUUUUGAAAUGGAUCCUAGCUGAGCUGUUAACAUUGCUCCAUACUUUUGUAUAUGCUGUUGACAUGUUUGCUUCAAGUCGAGAUGUUGAUCAGAUCUAUGAUUUUGAUAGCGAGGAAAAUGCUGGGAAAUGGAAAUGCCUCCUUUUAAGUGCUUUAGCAAAGGUCCAAUUUCAAGUUCACCCCUCUUUAACAGCAAAAGAUGAUGCCUUGAGAUAUGUCGAAACAUUAAUAUUUCGUCUCUUGGGCAUGUUGUGUGCUGCACAGCCCCACACUGUUCAGGAUGUGGAAGAGCGGGUGCAGAAAACAUUUCCACACCCUAUUGACAAAUGGGCUAUUGGUGAUGCUCAGAAUGCCAUAGAAAAAGGAAAGAAGAAAUCUCCUCUUGUUUUGCCAGUGGAAAAGAUUCAUCCUCUUUUGCAAAAGGAGAUUUUGGGGUAUAAGGUAGACAUACAAGUAACUCAGUACAUUGUAGCUGUAUUGGAAUAUAUAUCAGCUGACAUACUAAAGUUGGCAGGAAAUUAUGUUAAAAACAUUCGUCAUGUUGAAAUUACUUGUCAAGAUAUUAAAGUUGCCAUGUGUGCUGAUAAGGUUCUCAUGGACAUGUUUUACCAAGAUGAAGAUGUAGCAUUAAGCAUUGAAGAAGAACCAACUCGAAGAACAUCAUUAACUUAUGAUGAAGUUGUGAAGGAUCUUAUUCAUGAAGAAAAACAAUAUAUCAGAGAUCUAAAUAUGAUAAUUAAAGUUUUUAGGGAGCCUUUUGCUGAAAUAUUUCCAAAGAGUAAAGAUUUAGACAUAAUAUUUAGUAACAUUUUGGAAAUAUAUGAUUUUUCUGUUUCGUUAUUGGGCACUUUUGAAGAUGCCCUGGAAAUGGCAGAAGAAAAUCGUAACCCUUCUAUAGGAGCUUGUUAUGAAGAAUUAGCAGAGUAUCAAGAAUUUGAUGUAUAUGACAAAUAUGCUCAUGAUAUACUGAUGCCUGAAAGCAAAGAUAAGUUAAUGUCAUUGUUACAGCUACCUAAUGUUCGGCAUGCAUUACAGAGUGCUGGCCAUGGCUUUACUCAGGCUGUGAAAUAUGUUUUGCCAAAAUUGCUAUUAGGACCAGUAUUUCAUUGUUUUCAGUAUUUUGAUUUUUUAAAGAUGUUAAAAAAGCUUACACCUUCUGCUGAAGAUCGUGAAAGUUUGGAACAAGCAGAAGGAGUUUUCCAACCCUUAAAAGCCGAAUUGGAAAGGCUUUGCAGCAAUAUAUUGCCAAAACGCAAACAAGGCGAAGCAUUUUCACGAAUGUACUCUAGAACUAACCGUCAAGCUUCCAUCCAAAAAAUGAAUGAACUUCAGAGAAGUAUUGAUGGCUGGGAAGGAAAGGAUAUUGGUCAAUGUUGCAAUGAUUUUGUAAUGGAUGGUAUUCUUGGAAAAGUUGGUUCUGGUCGCCGUUUAACAGAAAGACAAGUAUUUCUGUUUGAUGGAUUGAUGAUCCUGUGCAAGCCAAAUAAUAAACGCUCAAGUGUUACAGGCCCAGUAGCUGAAUACCGCUUUAAAGAAAAAUAUUACCUCAGAAAAAUAGAAAUUAUUGAUCGAGAAGAUACAGAUGAACUGAAAAAUGCAUUUGAAAUUGCUCCACGUGACCAGUUGCAUAUUAUAUUAUUUGCCAAAACUGCGGAAGAAAAAAGCAACUGGAUGGCAAAUUUAAUUAUGUUAAAUACAAAAAGUAUGUUAGAACGAACUCUUGAUAGCAUUUUAUUGGAUGAAGAAAAGAAACACCCUCUUCGACUCCCUUCUCCGGAAGAAUAUAGAUUUGCUGUGGAAGACUCUGAAGCAAAUAUAAUUUUUGAAGAAAAUAAAUCUAAUGCUGGUGGACCAAUUAUAAAAGGAGCAACACUUCUAAAACUUGUUGAAAGAUUAACUUACCAUAUGUAUGCUGAUCCAAUGUUUGUACGCACAUUUCUAACAACAUAUCGGUCUUUCUGCCAACCAUCAGAAUUACUUGAUCUCUUGAUUGAAAGGUUUGAGAUAACAGAUCCUCCACCACCACCUGCACUUUCUGAUGGAUCAUUAGAAGGAACUGAUAUAGAAAAUUACAAAAAUUCCUACAGGGAAGAUUUAAAACGCUUCAGAAAAGAAUACUGUCAGCCAGUGCAAUUUAGAGUUUUAAAUGUACUUCGACAUUGGGUAGAUCAUCACUUUUAUGAUUUUGAGAGAGAUCCAUCUUUGCUAUCAGCUCUUCGAGCAUUUCUAGAGAAAGUAAAAGGCAAAAGCAUGAGAAAGUGGGUUGAAUCGAUUAACAAAGUGGUUAUGCGACGUUUGGAAUCGGUAGAAGAACCUCGUGAGAUCACUUUCGGCUUUGAAAAAAUUCCACCACCCAUUGAAUGGUUUUUAAACAACACUUAUGAAAAGUUUGAUUUAUUAACUUUACAUCCCAUUGAAAUAGCCCGGCAACUAACUUUAUUAGAAUUUGAACUUUAUCGGAGUGUGAAACCUUCUGAAUUGGUUGGAAGUGUGUGGACCAAAAAAGACAAAAUGAAAACAUCUCCAAAUUUGUUAAAAAUGAUCCAUCAUUCUUCUAAUUUUAGUUUUUGGCUGAUGAAGUGCAUUGUGGAAACGGAAAGCUUUGAGGAGCGUGUUGCAGUUGUCUCUCGGGUAUUAGAAAUUAUGAUGGUAUUGCAAGAAUUAAAUAACUUCACAGGGGUGCUUGAAGUUGUUGGUGCAAUGAAUUCUGCCUGUGUGCAUCGGCUUGAACAUACUUUAAAUAAUGUGAAAUAUAGCUUGAAAAAGGCAUUAGAAGAAGCACAAGAACUGAACUCGGAUCAUUUUAAAAAGUACCAGGAGAAGUUAAGGUCUAUUAAUCCACCAUGUGUUCCUUUCUUUGGUAUGUACUUAACUAAUAUUCUUCAUAUUGAGGAAGGAAAUCCUGACUUUUUGCCAAAUUUCGAAGGUUUAGUAAAUUUUAGUAAAAGACGUAAAGUUGCAGAAAUUACUGGUGAGAUUCAGCAAUAUCAGAAUCAACCUUAUUGCCUUACUGUUCAACCUGAUAUAAAGAGGUAUCUGGAAAAUCUCGAUCCUCUUGAGGGAAGGACAGAAAAAGCAUUCAAUGAUUAUUUGUAUAAUAAAUCCCUUGAGAUUGAACCUCGUGGGUGUAAGCAACCACCAAAAUUCCCUCGUAAAUGGCCUGAUUUACCUUUGAAAUCUCCUGGUAUAAAGCCAAAAUUAUCCCGUUCUGGCCAUCAUCCAACUAGCUUGCCAUCAGAUUCUCGUAGUUUUAGCAUAAGUAGUCAGCAAAUCAAUCAGGAUGAUGAAGAUGGGCAGUCAUGUAUGGCAACACCUCCAAAUAAUCCUUCAACACCUUUAACUCCACCCUUUUCUGGUGGGGGCUUGAAUAGUGACCAUAGUGUAUUUGCUCCUGUAAUGAUUGGAGGUGGUCCUAUUAUACAAGAAAUACCAAGCAGUUAUCCUUCAAGUCCAUCUUAUGCUUCUAGUGCUGCACCACUGCCACCACCUCCCCCAUUACCAAGUCCUCCUCCUUUACCUCCACGCAGGAAAAGAGAGUCAUCUGUUGGAGAUACUUCACCACGUACUAAGCAAGCCAUAGAUGCACCUCUUUUACCACCACGGGAAACAAGCCCUCCACCGCUUCCUCCAAGAAGGGACUUAGCAGGUGGUUCAGGAACACUUCCACGCAUGCAUUCUGCCUCUAACUUUCCUCCUGUGCAUAGACCAGUGGGCAGUUGGAGCAAUUCUAGUGAUGUGACUUUGCCAAGAAGAAAUUCUGCCUUAGAUGUGGCCAACAUACCCCAGACUACUCCCAGACGCUUAUCACAAUCAUCAUUAAACGAUUCUUCUCCUUCUACAAGUUCACAUUUUACAUUAUCUUCAGUCCCGGUGGCCCAUCAUACGUCAGUUGGAGUGUUAGACAGUGCUAUUACUUUAUUACCUCCACCACAUUCUAGUAGAUCUACACCCCAACUGCCUCCAAAAACACAUAGACAGACUCUUCUAAUGAAUAACCAUGCUCCAAGGUAGCCAUUGCUAUAUCUUAGCCAUAAAUUAAAGAAAUUGUCAUAUAGUGUAUAUGUAUAUACAAGCUAUUUUUCCUAGAAUCAAAAUAAGCAAAGUUUCAGAAGAGAUUUUUUUUUUUUUUUUUUUUUUUUUUGGAACAUGAAGUACUGGUGUUAAUAUUUCAUUUGUACAUACUACAUAUAUAUGUGUAUAUAAUGCAUCUAAAUAUCAUUUCAUUAAUUUUAGGAGAAAUGUGAUUCCUUUAUAAUUACUAGGACUUGAAACUUUAGAUGCAAAAUUUUGAUCAUGUUAAGGAGAAAAAAAGAUGCUAGAAAAUAACAAAAUAAAUUGAUGAUUAAAUGGAAAUUUACUAAUCCCUCCCCUUAUAUUAAAAUACAGUGUAACAGGCCUGUAGUUAUAUAGCCAAUGUUUAGUAAUAGAAUCCUUAUCUUUAUCAUCUCCUGCUUCAGCUUCUUCAGAAAAAAAAAAAAAAAAGUGAAUAAAUAUUGCUGAAUUACAUUUUAUUUUUUAUGUUGAUAUAUUCAAAACUUAUCAUUUAUCGGCCAGAAAAUUUUUGUGUAUUAAAAAAUUGACCUCACCAUAAAUCUUUAUACUAUGAAGGAAAGCUUGAGAGAGGUCAAAAUUUAUAAUUACAGUGUCUUUCCAUUUGUAAUUAAUAAUUUUUUUAAUCCAAACUCUUCUUUAACUUUUGAAGAGCAAAUGGCUUUCUUACAAAUGGAGCCAAGGUUCGACUCUUUCAAAAUAAAACUAAUUUUCUCAGCCAGUUUUCCUUAGAAAGUCCUCCAUGAAGGCAUUCCUCCCCUUAAGCAGAUAUCCUUAGUUCGCUUUGCCAUUAUCUAACAAACUAAAGCCAAAACUUAGUUGUGUUCAGAUGGGUAUUGAUGAGUUGACUCAAUUUAAUAUAGUGAUAUAGAGAAUUUUAAAGGAAAGACUGACCCAAAAUUGGAGAAAUAAUGUACAUAUGAAAAGGUCUGAGUUGUGAUAUAUGAAAAAUGCCAUUACUUUUAGUGAAGCAUCUGAAAGUCCAGGUCCUAAUAAUUACAAAAGUUAUAAGCCAUAGUUAGAUGAAAUUGCUCAAAGCAAAAUUUGACUUCUUUUGUAAAUAGCGUGGCAUGCUGUAUUAUAUUUUCUUUAAAAAAUAUAGUAAGUGUAAUGAUGUACAGAGCAGAUGAUUAAAAAUCAAUAAUAAAAAGUCAAUAUUAUCAA
Stegodyphus dumicola is the source of this 5374-nucleotide messenger RNA. It is a transcript of the gene Sos, whose product is annotated as Son of sevenless guanine nucleotide exchange factor. The record is from RefSeq and is a predicted model, not a curated record. Gene Ontology annotation, molecular function: protein heterodimerization activity; structural constituent of chromatin; guanyl-nucleotide exchange factor activity. Gene Ontology annotation, biological process: Ras protein signal transduction. Lineage: Eukaryota; Metazoa; Arthropoda; Arachnida; Araneae; Eresidae. Gene Ontology annotation, cellular component: nucleosome; plasma membrane.